Nylanderia fulva is the source of this 2465-nucleotide messenger RNA. RefSeq names its product RAS oncogene family member Rab7 (gene Rab7). Gene Ontology annotation, cellular component: late endosome; lysosome; phagocytic vesicle. The record is from RefSeq and is a predicted model, not a curated record. Gene Ontology annotation, molecular function: GTP binding; GTPase activity. Gene Ontology annotation, biological process: phagosome-lysosome fusion; endosome to lysosome transport. Lineage: Eukaryota; Metazoa; Arthropoda; Insecta; Hymenoptera; Formicidae.
CGACCCCCAGGUGACGACAUCGUUGUCAUACUCGUGAUUUCAUAACACGCCAUUUUCUUUGUGUAAAGUAAAGUGUGCUGGAGCGUUUGUUCACGUCGAUAUUUUCUACCGAGUUCCAGCAGAAUGGCAUCCCGCAAGAAAGUGUUGCUGAAAGUAAUUAUUCUUGGAGAUUCAGGAGUUGGAAAAACUUCUUUGAUGAAUCAAUAUGUUAACAAAAAGUUUAGUAAUCAAUAUAAAGCAACAAUAGGAGCAGAUUUUUUGACUAAAGAAGUAAUGGUGGAGGAUAGAAUAGUCACUAUGCAGAUCUGGGAUACCGCAGGACAAGAAAGAUUUCAAUCAUUAGGAGUGGCUUUCUACAGAGGCGCUGAUUGUUGUGUACUUGUCUUUGAUGUAUCUGCUCCAACUAGCUUCAAAUCUCUAGAUUCAUGGAGGGAUGAGUUUUUAAUUCAAGCUUCUCCUCGGGAUCCAGACAAUUUUCCGUUUGUCGUGCUCGGAAAUAAAGUAGAUCUAGAAUCAAGGGCAGUAUCGAGCAAGAGAGCACAACAGUGGUGUCAAUCAAAGAAUAAUAUUCCAUACUUUGAAACUAGUGCAAAAGAGGCUAUUAAUGUCGAGCAGGCUUUCCAAACAAUAGCUAAAAAUGCUUUAGCUCAAGAAAGUGAAGUUGAACUGUACAAUGAAUUUCCGGAUCAAAUCAAAUUGAGCAAUGACCAAAGAAGCAAUGGCAGAGGUGAUUCGUGUGCUUGCUAGGUCUUGGCAUGACAGUAAUAUCUCUUGGAUGACUAAUAAGGAUGCACAGGGAUAUUUCUAUAUCGGCCAUUCCGAUUUAGAAAGAAAGAGAAGAAAAUUCGUUGCAAACGUGACUUAGAAAAAUUUCUCAUCGUUGGAUAUGUUGUCUGUAAUAGUUUUUGCAAAAGGUAUUUUUCAAAUUUUUAAGCAUUUUGCCGUAAAAUUCCAGAUUCAUCUUCUGAAUGCGAGAUUCCUCUUCUUGUACCGCGAUGCAUAUCGGUUUUUAAGAUUUUUUACUGUAUGCGAAAUAAUGAGAUCCUAGUGCGCGGUGAAUUAAUCGUCAAUUGUAUGGUCUAUAGAGCAACAAUUCUACGCAGAUUAUAUUUUGUAAAUAAGACAACAUAUAAUCCAUUUAGGACAAUUUAUCGUUAUAAAUAUUAAUCUUUAUAUCCUGAUAGCCAUAUCAUUAAUAUGCGCUCUUGUAAUAUUUUAAUUCUAUCCCUUUAUAGUUCUUAUUACUAGAACAAUAAUUAUAGUCUUAAUGGCGUGUGAUAUUUAUUUUCAUGAAAGAAGCGAGCUUUUAUAGUUCAUACAAGCGAGAAGAAAUAUCUAAAUAAUGCUGUAUCUUAGAUUUUUGUAGUAAAAAUAAUUGUGCGCCCAUUAAGAUGUGUUAAAUGUUUUAAAAUUCAAUUUCUUAGAAAGAGAGACAAAGAGAAAUAGAGCAAGGUAAGCAUAUACUUUUCAUAGUAUAGCAAUUAUAGCACGAUAGUAUUAUAUGCAUCGCGGUACCAGUAAUCGCCAUCCAAGUCGCAAUUAUAAUCUUUACAUAAUUUGUAUCUCUGGAUUAUAAUCAGGAAGCUACAAAAUUUUCAUUUUGCAGAUUAUACAUUAAUAUACAUUAAUAUUUUCCCAUUCCAAGUUAUGUUUAAUUAAUAAUCAUGUAGCCAUCGAUGGGCAGACUGAUUCUAACUUGAUAACGAUGUUUCAAAUUAUUUAUUUAUCGCGUGAAUGUUUCCGGCAAAAUCUAACUUUACACAUCUAAACCCAUAAAUCAGUUUAAGCUGAGCUUUUUUCACUAACAAUAAGAAAUAAUAAAACUCAGUUACUAAUAAUACUCCGCUAUUUCUGAGCCACCCUGUGUACAUAUAAUAUUCUUAUGAAAUGAAAAAAAAUAUAUAUGCAUAUGCAGGGUGUCUCAUAAAUCGUGCAUAUUUUCUAAAUUAUAGAUACAUUGGAUAACUGUAAGCAAGGAAGUAUGAUAAUAUAGCUCAAUCAGCUAUCAAAAUAACUUUUUAUUGGUCAAAAGAUUAAUGUUUAAAGGAAUUAAAAAUUUUUUAGAAAUGUGAAAAUAACACCUAAUAAUCUUAAUUUUUUUAAGGCACAAUUAUUAUGAUGUUUGAUAUGGAAAUAUAAUACAGAUGUAAUACAAAGUUCAAUCAAAAUUUCAUUUAAAAAAACUACAUUUGAGAAAUAUUAUGAUCCGAGAGAAAAAGCGCAACUUUUGAGAUAUUCUGUAUAUAUGUAUAUGUAUAUAUACAUAUUACAUAUAUAUAUAUAUAUAUAUAUAUAUAUUAUUAACGAUGAAACAUCCGCACUAUCGAGUGUGUUUUUAUGGGUCUACGCAUAUAUAUACGUAUGCACAUGUAUAUAAGUAAAGAUAAUCAUGACCAUGGCGAUUAUAAUUAAUGAUAUGUAUAAUUCUAUCGAAGUAUGUUAAUGAUAAAUAUAAUUAUAAAUAA